Molecule: messenger RNA, 3837 nt
Organism: Cornus florida
Lineage: Eukaryota; Viridiplantae; Streptophyta; Magnoliopsida; Cornales; Cornaceae
Product: receptor-like protein EIX1
Exons: 2
Coding region: 286-3360 (1024 amino acids)
Molecular function (GO): protein binding
Source: RefSeq, a predicted model, not a curated record
CUAACACAAAACGACCAUUCAUGACUUGACUCAGACUUUACAAGCCAAUGUCGUGUCACGUACAGUGAGAGGAAGAACUGACAGAUGAAAAAACUAACAAAGAAAAAUUGGUGUGAACCACGGCUGCAUCAAGAUUCACGUUCUCAAUGCACUUUUAAGUCAAUAGAUUGUUGUACAUCUUUAUUAGAGUACUAAAUCAUUAAUUGUGUGAAACUGCACUCUUACCUUUCUACAUUUCUACUAGACUUCUACAUUUCUACUAGCCUAAUUUGCUUGCAAGAAGCUAUGGGUAGAAGUGGUGUUGUGAUAUUAUUACCAUUUGUUCUUGUUUUCAUGGAAUUAGGAGUUGGUGUUGGGUUGCAAAUCAAUAGAGAUCAUCAAUCAAAUGUAAGCUGCACAGAGGGUGAGCUGAAAGCUCUUCUCAUGUUCAGGGAAUCUCUCAUUGAUCAUUCAAAUCGUCUGUCCUCAUGGGUUGGAGAAUACUGCUGUACGUGGACAGGAGUGGGUUGCAGCAAGAGGACACGCAGAGUCGUCAACCUUGAUCUACACAAUCCAAUUCCGUACCAUUCUAGAAAUUAUGGUAGAGCCAGAUUGCGAGGUGAGAUAAGUCCUUCUAUUCUCAAUCUGAGGCAUUUGCAUUACAUCGAUAUGAGCAAUAAUGAUUUUUCAGGAAGCCAAAUUCCAGAAUUCCUAGGUUCCCUUAAGAACCUCAGAUAUCUUGACCUCUCCCUUUCGUAUUUUGAGGGGCAAAUUUCCCCUCAAUUUGGAAACCUCUCCAACUUGCAACAUCUCAAUCUUGGCUUCAACAAUUUACAAGGUCCAAUUCCAGAUACUCUUAGAAGGCUGUCAUCUCUCAGUUUUCUUGAUCUUAGUGGCUUUGAUGGAUCAUUUUCCCCAAUGCCUAGUUGGUUGUGUAAAAUGAGCAGCCUUGUUCAUUUGGGACUCCGUUUGGUAUGGUACCAUGGUCCGAUUCUUCCUUGCCUUUGGAACUUGACUUCUCUCACUUUUCUUGAUCUCUUUUGGAAUGCUUUUGAAGGUUCACUCCCAAGUGAGAUAGGCAAUCUUACACAACUUACUGUCCUUGAUCUCUCUCAGAAUAGUUUUGAAGGUUCAGUCCCAAGUGAGAUAAGCAAUCUUACACAACUUACUGUCCUUGAUCUCUCUGGGAAUAGUUUUGAAGGUUCAGUCCCAAGUGAGAUAGGCAAUCUUACACAACUUACUGUCCUUCACCUUUCUGACAACGAGUUAGAAGGUGAAAUACCAAACACCAUAAGGAAUCUCUGCAGCUUGAGCAGUUUCAAUUUGUCUCAUAACAAGUUCAACGGAGAGGUUCCAUUUUUCCUGGGAAAUACAUCUACUUGCCUCCAAAAAAGUUUAAAGGAGUUAAAGCUUGGGUCAAAUAAGUUCAGUGGUUUCCUGCCAAAUCAGUUGGGAGAGUUCAAGAUGCUAGAGGUGUUAGAUAUCUCUCAUAAUUUAUUUGGUGGUCCAAUUCCAGCAUCAAUUGGAAGACUGUCAUCAUUAAGAUGGUUAUUUGCUUAUAGUAAUCAGUUGAAUGGGAGCAUUCCUUCGAGUCUUGGACAACUUUCAAGGCUAGAGCGGUUAGAUGUCUCUAACAAUUCAUUGGAAGGUAUGGUAUCUGAACUUCAUUUUGCCAAACUCACCAGGUUAGAAUGGUUGAACAUGUCUUCGAACUUGUUAAUUGUGGUGAAUGUGAGCAUCCAAUGGGUUCCUCCAUUUCAACUCCAAAUUAUUGAUAUGGCUUCCUGCAAAUUGGGACCCCAAUUUCCUCCAUGGCUUCAAACACAGAAACAUGUUGAAACCUUGGUAAUUUCCAAUGCAAACAUCUCAGAUACCGUCCCUGACUGGUUUGGGAAUUUGUAUUCUCAUAUCAACCUCUUAGAUAUAUCUCACAACCAGAUUUGUGGAAAGUUGCCCAAGUUUCAAGAAUCUAACGUUACUGCUGCGCGGAUAUUUUUGAAUUCCAACAAGUUUGAGGGCCCCUUAACACCAUUUCUUUCACAUGUCACUGAAUUAGAUUUUUCAGACAACUUACUUUCAGGUGAUUUUCCUCUCGUUGAUGAUAAUAUUUAUAAGAGCUUUGUGUAUCUUAAACUCUCAAAUAACAAUUUGACUGGUGAUAUUCCAAAGUACAUAUGCGAGAUGCGGAAUCUGCUAAUACUUGAUCUAUCGAAAAAUAGAUUAUCAGGAACACUCCCUUGGUGCAUUGGGAACUUGCAAGAAUUGCGUGUGCUUGAUCUGAAAAAUAACAAUCUAGACGGUGAUAUUCCAAGUUCUUUGGGUUCUUUAACACUGCUCAAUUCUUUGCACUUGCGCAACAACAUGCUUCAUGGGAAGAUCCCUUCGUCUUUGCAGAAUUUGAAAUAUUUGCGCAUUCUCGAUCUAGGUGAUAAUGAAUUAACAGAUAUUAUCCCUCCAUGGAUUGGAGAAAUGUCUCAUCUACGAUUUCUCAUUCUUCAAUUGAAUAAGUUCCAUGGUUAUAUUUCUCCACGGCUUUGCCACCUUUCAGCUCUUCAGGUGUUAGACCUAUCACAUAACAACAUAACGGGAAGGAUCCAUCGCUGCUUUGCCAACUUUACUGCCAUGGUUGUGAAUCAAAAUGGAAUAGUGUUUGACAAUUAUGGGUUGACAGCUGGCCCAGCCUAUAGCGAGAGCAUUUUAAAUUACAUUAAAGGUAUUCAACUUGAAUACACAAAAACACUCCAAUUUCUCACAUCUAUAGAUAUUUCAAACAAUCAGAUAGUCGGAGAGAUUCCUGAAGAGGUGAUGGAUCUUACUGGAUUGCUGAGUUUCAACGCAUCCAAAAAUCAUCUAAAUGGAAGGAUCCCGAGGAAGAUUGGAAACAUGAAAGCUUUGGAAUCACUUGAUUUGUCCAGAAACAAACUUUCUGGUUCAAUCCCUCCAAGCUUGUCCGCUUUGAAUUUUUUAAGCUACUUAAACUUGUCGUUCAACAACUUGUCAGGGCGAAUACCAACAGGAAAUCAACUCCAAACACUCGAUGAUCCAUCAUCCAUCUAUAUGGGCAACAAUCAACUUUGCGGACCACAAAUCUUGAAGAGUUGCCAUGGUGAUACUUCGUCUGAUAUUGGUCAUCAUGAUCCACAUGUUCCUGAGAGUAAAGAUGAAGAAGAUGAGUCGGAACGUCUGGCAUUCUAUACUGCCAUUGGACCGGGUUUCUUGGUUGGCUUCUUGGCAAUUUGUGGCAUUUUGCAUUUCAAAAAGUCUUGGAGGUAUGCGUGGUUUCAGUUUGUGGAGAAUACUUACAACAACCUACUAGUGGCAGUUGCAGUGAAGGCAAUUUGGGUGCGGAGAAAGUUCCACAAAGAUGAAAUGGGAGGAUAAUUUCCUCUCUGAAAUGGUUUUAAAUUCAGUUGAAGCAGAUGAGAUUCAGGUGGAAGCAGACAGAGUGAGCAGUGGGUUUUCAUAAGCUGUCGAUGGAAAAGGAUCGCUACUACAAUAAAGUUCAGAAAAAUAAAGUUAGACAAUGAUAUAUAUUAUAUAUUUUUGGUAAUUUGUUAUAAUUUUAGUGUGAUAAUUGUGUGUCUCUCCUAAAACAUAUAUUGUCUUGAUUCAAUAUCUAUAUUAUGCGAAUUAUUAGACUCUUAUUAGACUCCUCGUAGGCUUGCACUUGUAUAUACAUACACACAUGUAUAUAUAUGUACAAGAUACCUAUGGUACAUGAUACAUCCGUAUCAGUUUCCAAGUCCGUCCAGGAUUAUUAUUUUGUGGAAAGCCUGAGAAUUUAGCAAAAGUCUCAAACCAUGCAUAGUGGAUAUAUUUUAUAUUUGCUUAAAUCAAGGCUUGAACUUAAAACCUCAA